AUGGAAAAAGCCCAAUUGGACAAAAACGCAACGCUCGACUACCUAUGGACACCGAAAAAACAUAGACCAGUCAAACCAAACCUAUACCCCACCACAACACUGACCGUCCACAUUUGGUCUACAUUUCUAGAUACAGUAGGGGCCAAAGAAAAAUUCCACCCCAACGCACCUCUAACCGCCUUAAGAGCCAUAUCACCAGACAUGCGUCUACAGACUUGGGCACAUGCAGGCAUUAGACAUAUUCACCAGAUAAUGCAAUCGCAAGAAAUAUUACCCUUCACAGACAUACAAACGAAAUGGGAAUUGCCAACAAACGCUAUUUUCACAUACUUACAACUAAAAGGGAUCAUCAACACACAUGUAAACAAGCAACAACAAUCCCCUGAACAGAGCCCCCUUCCAUCAAAG
Molecule: messenger RNA, 408 nt
Organism: Pelobates cultripes (western spadefoot toad)
Lineage: Eukaryota; Metazoa; Chordata; Amphibia; Anura; Pelobatidae
Source: the annotation of a GenBank genome assembly